Molecule: messenger RNA, 1457 nt
Organism: Neolamprologus brichardi
Lineage: Eukaryota; Metazoa; Chordata; Actinopteri; Cichliformes; Cichlidae
Source: RefSeq, a predicted model, not a curated record
UCCCCGACACCCAAGAAGCGAGCCCGCCGGAGCCGAGGCGGGAUGGCCGAGUUCCUGACGGAGUCUGAGAUGGACCUGCUGGUCGAUAACGAGGACAAGAACGGCUCGGCGGCUCUGGGCGAGCUGCACCGGAUGGGCGAGUUCACCUACAAACUGAGCGAAGACGACACGAGGCGGCUGAUCGAGCUGCGAGCUGCUAACGAGUCUCUGUUCACCGGCAGGAGGAACACCGCCAAACCGGCGUGGAGGGGGAUAGUGAAGGAGAUGGGGCUGACAGGGAAGAUAACACCUGACCAGGUUGCCAAGAAGUGGGACAACCUGAAGACCAAAUUCAAGGACCUGAAGUUUCCUCCUCGGGGGAUGGAGGGUCAGACCAACCCGGCCUCGUGGCCCUGGUUCCAGCUGAUGAGCGACGCUCUGGAAGGCCGUCUGACGGGCAAAGCUCCCCGAGUGACGCCCGUCUGCAGCGCCCCCCUCCUGGCCCCCGUCACUCAGGACGACGAUCAGCACCCGGACCCCGCCCCCAGACACAGGCCCCGCGCCGCCCCCGCGCCUCCCCCUGCCCCACCGACCUCCCGCCCGUCUUCCUCAGACUACGCGGCGGAUGCGUUCGGAGACGGCGCGGAGCAGAACCAGCGGAGCUCGGAGACGUGCGACGGGCCGCUGGGGGGGCUGGAGAGGGAGUGGGAGAUGGUGGAGAGGGAGAGGGCGGCGCUGGAGCGAGAGAGAGAGAUGGUGGAGCGAGACCGAGCGGCGCUGGAGAGAGAGAGGGCGGCGGUGCAGGCGGAGAGGCUGUGGCUGGACCGGGAGCGGGCGGCGGUGGAGCGGGACAGAGCCAUGGUGGAGCAGGAGAGGGCGGCGCUGGGCCGGGACAGGGAGGUGCUGGACCAGAGGGCACUGAUGCUGAACUCUGUGGGACACUCGGGGCACCUCAACGCCCUCAUGUAGACCGCCGGCGCGGCGUGGGGGCGUGGACUAUCCCUGUACGGACCUCGUGGCGGGCUGGCAAACCGCCUGCUUGUCUGUGAAGGACAGAGCUCGCUGAGUGGGCGGGAUCAAACGGCUCGGCGUGCAGGUCCAUAAUAAUCAGAAACAUCACCUGAGUCAGGUGUGGCCGAUGGCGUGUUCUCAGGCGGCUGUCGGGCCGCCGUUGGAUCUCUGCAGCUGUUCGGCCGGAGGAGGAGGAGCCAGCGCGGCGCACCGCUCCAGAAGAGGAGGAAGUGGCCGACGCUCAGCAGCAGUGAUGAAAACGGUCCGGAGCUGCCUGAGAACACGACCUUACUGCGGAGGCCAGUACGUUUGGUUCUCAGUGGACCGUUCCGGGAACGUUCUGGAAGCGCGCUCCUGGGAUGCUGACUGGUUACCAGGAACGCUGCACAAUCAGCGUCAGGCAGGAGUUUUGUUUCUGUGUUUAAUGAAAGUUCAUCAAGUUAAACUCGUUUCCAUCCUCAGUGCCA